Aricia agestis (brown argus) is the source of this 1453-nucleotide messenger RNA. RefSeq names its product galactose mutarotase-like. The transcript is spliced from 10 exons. Gene Ontology annotation, molecular function: carbohydrate binding; aldose 1-epimerase activity. Gene Ontology annotation, biological process: glucose metabolic process; beta-D-galactose catabolic process via UDP-galactose, Leloir pathway. The record is from RefSeq and is a predicted model, not a curated record. Bases 45 to 1445 code for a protein of 466 amino acids. NCBI's taxonomy places the organism in Eukaryota, Metazoa, Arthropoda, Insecta, Lepidoptera, Lycaenidae.
AUUAGACAAAUCCAUACAAAUUUUUGUGAUUAUAUUAAAUAAUAAUGUCGGAAAACAGCAUAGUAGAUGAGCAAGCUAGUGGGGAUGUCACUCCGGUAAAACUCGAUGAAAAACUAUCUGAAGUAGAACCUCCAAAAACACCAGAUGUAGAACUGAUAGUUGACGGCUUCGGAUUCAUGCCAAAAGUACCCAUUGGUACCAAAAAACUAAAGGACCCCAAAGUGUCUGAAGAAUUCCUGCCAAAGUCUGAACAUAGUCCUUGUAUAUCCAGUACCAAUAUCGACAUUGUUAGAAGAUACACUUGGAAGACUAAGAAUAAAAUGACUGUUCAGAUCAUAUCUUAUGGUGCAACUAUAACCUCAAUCCAAGUGCCUGAUAGAAAAGGUGUGCCAACAGAUGUAGUGGCUGGUUUUGAUACAUUGGACGAAUAUUUCCAAGAAAGGAAUCCGUACUUUGGGUCAACACUUGGCAGAUAUGCUAACUACAUCCGAGACCCUACCAUACAAAUUCGACCAUCGGGAAAACUCUACGCCUUAUCAACGAACAGGGGGAAACAUCAUUAUAACGGUGGCUUCACUGGGUUUGACAAGGUGAACUGGCGAUCAUAUGUGAGUGGGAAGAAGGUGAUCAUGAGCCACGUCUCCGACAGGUUUCAUGAGGGUUACCCGGGGUCCCUGAUGACUCAAAUCGAGUUUGAGGUCACCUGUGACAACACACUCAAAGUAGAGAUGAAAUGCACCACCAGCGAGCCGACAAUUGUGAACUUGAGCCUGUCCCCGUAUUUCAAUUUGGCCGGACAUAAUUCCGGUCCUGAUGCAUUAUACAACCACAUAUUUACAAUCAACGCAGACAAGUACACAGCGCAGGACGACGAAGGUUUUGUCACAGGUGAGAAGAAAGUGGUGGGUGGAACUUCUUUCGACUUCCGAAUUCCGAGGGUGUUGAAGACAAUGAUUAACAAGAUCGCCAUGGGCGGUUACGACUUGAAUUAUUGUGUCACCCAGGGUAUAGACCAGGAUCUGACCUUCCAUGCCAGAGUACUGGAUCCUGAGAGCGGUCGUGUGAUGGAGAUGUACAGCAAUCAGCCGGGGAUGCACUUCUACACGGGAAACCUACUGCCGGAUCCAGAGAAAAUAGUUGAGAUGCCCCACAAAGUCAGUACAGAGGAAGAAAGUGUAGAGAAAGAUGCUGAAAGUUUGCAAUCGUAUGAAGGCGAGGAGAAGUCUGAGGAUGGAAGCGAGGGCAAAAGAAUGUAUGGAUAUAUACCUCUUGUGGGAAAAGGUGGAUCCAACUACCGAAAACAUGGCCUCUUCUGUAUCAUGCCUCAAAAUUAUCCGGAUGCAAUAAAUCAUAAACAUUUUCCAAACUCGGUUUUGAAUCCCGGAGAAGUAUACACGCACAAGAUACAAUACAAGUUUGGUCUGCUGCUUGGAAAAUAUGUGUAAAUUAUGUA